Molecule: messenger RNA, 306 nt
Organism: Rotaria sordida
Lineage: Eukaryota; Metazoa; Rotifera; Eurotatoria; Philodinida; Philodinidae
Source: the annotation of a GenBank genome assembly
AUGCUACCCAGUCUAAAUACUGCUGAGCUAUACGACCCAUCAACAGCAAAUUGGACAUUUACUGGUAACAUGAAUAGUAGUCGAACAUUCCAUACAGCAUCUGUAUUAACAAAUGGAAAAGUUUUAGUCACUGGUGAGCAGGGUAAUGAAGACCGUGCUCUGAAUACUGCUGAAUUGUAUGAUCCCGCAACAGGAACUUGGACAACUACGGGUAACAUGACUACUGAACGAUGUGAUCACAGAGCAUCGGUAUUACCAAAUGGAAAAGUGUUAGUUGCUGGUGGAUCUUAUAAAAAAAACUGCUGA